Molecule: messenger RNA, 711 nt
Organism: Tachyglossus aculeatus (Australian echidna)
Lineage: Eukaryota; Metazoa; Chordata; Mammalia; Monotremata; Tachyglossidae
Product: ferritin heavy chain A-like
Exons: 5
Coding region: 78-650 (190 amino acids)
Biological process (GO): intracellular iron ion homeostasis; iron ion transport
Cellular component (GO): cytoplasm
Molecular function (GO): ferrous iron binding; ferric iron binding
Source: RefSeq, a predicted model, not a curated record
UGUCCUGCCCCAGCAGGGGAGGGACUGACCCAUUGAGAACAUGGAAUAGGGAUCAUCAGCCCCCACCUCCCCAGAGUAUGGCUUCUCAGGUGAGCCAGAACUUCCACACUGACUGUGAAGCAGCCAUCAAUAAUAUGGUGACUCUGAAGCUGUCUGUGAGCUAUGUCUAUUUGUCCAUGUCCCACUACUUCGCCCGGGAUGAUGUGGCCCUGGGAUGCUUCAGUGAAUUCCUGCGGGAGCAGUCGGAGGAGGCCCAGGUGCAAGCGGAGGAGUUCUUGAGUUACCAGACCCAGCGAGGAGGCCGAAUCCUCCUGAAAGAUAUCCAGAAGCCGGAGCAGGAUGAGUGGGGAACUGGACUGGAGGCCCUGCAGUCAGCCCUGAAGCUGGAGAAAAUGCUGAACCAAGGCCUACUGGACCUGCAUACCCUGGCCAAGGACAAAGACGACCCACAUCUGUGUGACUUCCUCAGAUCCUACCCCCUGAAGCAGCAGGUGACAACCAUCAAGCAGCUGGGGGACUACAUCACCAACCUGCAGCGGCUGGGAGGGCCCCAGAGUGGCCUGGGAGAGUACCUGUUUGACAAGCUCAGUUUGGGGGAGGGGAGGGCAGCCAAGUUGGCUCCUGGAGUAUCUGGUCCCCGUCUAGAAUAAGUGGAUAUGGGGUUCUUAUGUCCAGAGCUAUACCUGCUGUGAAUAAAAACUGUCAAAACUA